GUCAUUUCAUCUAUCUAACAUUUACGAGCCGGGAACCGAGUGAGACACCUGUUUCGAGCGUGGUACACAAAUGCAUAAAUAGUUUCAAAAUGAAACAUAUCAUUUUAAUUUUUACUUUGCUCGUGUGUUUUAAAUAUAAAGUGGAAUCUGUCAAUUUUCCUAAACCUCGAGUUUACGUGGUGACGCCUGCAACGCAUCAUUUUCAAAUCGACGAGGCUAAGACGGCUCCUUUUUACUAUCACAAAUGGAUGAGAAGAAUGGAUACAGGAACCAACGCGACUACAGCAGAAACUAUAACUACAACUACCACAGUCCCUCCGAAGGUUUUGACUCCGGAUCUUAUAUUUGCGGAAUUCGAAUCUGAUGGCAAAAUGCAUAAAUCUAUAAGGAAGUUAUUGGAGAAAGAAAAAGUGCCAAAGUCUACAUCUAUGAGCCCGAUAUACGUACCCGAAGAACAGGAUGAAGGAAGCCGAGUUGUAAACUAUGGAUUACCGGUUAAAGUUGAUAAUGAAAAGAACGAGAGGCAAGAGAACACUUCAAAAAUACGAACUACAUUCGACCGUGACUUCUACAACAAACCUCAAGUUCCGAUCUAUAUACCUCCUCGGACUUUGCCAUCAACAACAACAAUCUCAUCAACAACUUCCACAACCACGACUACCGAAUCCCCGGUCAGUGUUGAAAAUAUUUGGCACAUAAUUGAUAGUGAGAAAACUAAACAACAGUCUAAUGAUUGGAAAGAAUUGUCGUUUGAUGCAAAUUAUAAGGAUGAAGAAAAUGUGCCCAUAAACGAUAACGAUAAAUAUAAAAACGAUGAGGAUGAUCGUGAUGACAAAGAUCAGGAAGACGAAGAUAUUGAUGACAACUUUGCUUUACCAGGGUUUGCAACAAAUUCUGGAAACGGAGCAGAAAAUGAAUCUAGGGCCAUCCGAACUGAACAAAAUAUUAAAUUUCCCUAUAUAAAUCUGAAACCUUUUCAAAUGAAAUCAAAGAACAGCAAAGGAAGUAACAAGAAGAAACCAAAUACGUACACAAGCUUAGAUCAGAUAACAGACUUAAAGAAUCCUGUAAGAGGUGAAGUUCAGGACACCGGAUAUAAUGGACAGCAAAUUGAUCGUUACAAUCCUGCUCAGCCUUAUUUACCACACAAUGAAUAUGGCAGCAAGGUGUCAAAACAAUCAAGUCCUGUUGCAGUUCCGACAAGGACAACCUCUAACUUAGUUCCACCACCUCCUCCACCACCUAAAGUUUACGGUGAUAAUUUUCCAUCACCAGUUAGCUAUGAAUCAUUCCCACCCUAUGCACCCUCACCUCCAGACUUCGCCCCAGCGCCAGCACCACCAUCACAACAAUCACCACCUACUACAAUCGAACAGAGUAUAGAUGUCUCACCAAAUUUGGAUUCGGAUAGUGGCCCUCCUGAUACUUCUUCCCAAAUGGAUAUUGGAUAUCGUUAUAAACCCCCAACAGAUAGCGAUAGCCCUAUGAUCAAUAUGGGAUACGAGUAUAGUCCACCCGCACCUGCACCUCCAACAUCACAUUUUAUACCAACUAUUCCACCUCCAAAGAAACAAUUCAGUGGUUAUAAUUAUAAUAAGCCUGCAGCGACAGCUGUUAUUAUGCCACCAGUCGAUGAUACACCGGACUUUAAAGGGUACCAUUAUAAAAAACCUGAACCAGUAAGUGAUUACAUGCCUCCAAGUUACGGUGCUCAGCCAAGUUUUGAAUCACAUGAUCCAAAGCCACCUGCCCAUGAUUCUGAUUACCCGGAAUUGAUAUUUAAUAAGCCUCAUGGGGACACAAAUAUGCAUGACGACGGAAUGGGAAUGAUGCCCCCUCCACCAGACACGGACACUAAACCAGACAGUUAUGGCCCGCCUUCGGAUGAUCAUGGCUUUCCGCAUGACUUUCCUACAGAUUUUAAAUUUCACCACGACGUCGAUGAUCACGUCCACGACUUCCAUUUCCACCACGACGACCACACAACAACUACCACUGAAACACCACGUGUGAAUAGAUUCAGUUAUUAUUACCUAGGCAAGAAGCUGUACUAUCUGCCUUUGUAUUUCAGCGUAUAUUUCAUUGUUUACGUAGGUGCCUUAAUCAUCAAAGCUGUUUUGCGUCAUAAAAUUGUUUAUCCAAACAGCUGGAGGCCGAAUACCACCACCGCGACGUUCUUCACGAAACGAUCAGUAGACGAAUAUCUGUCCAACGACAAUUUACAUAACAUAACCCACAGAGUGACAAGGGCGCUGGCGGAAGCAGCAGAAAAAUACAUGGAUUCUAAGACCAAAACUGAUUAAAUGACGGAUAUAUAUUUUUUAAAUAAUGUAUAUAGUAGUAUGAUUAGCUGUUAACUAAUCGUUGCGGACUGGACAUAUUUAAUUGCUCAACUAGAUAUUAUUUUGUUAUUAUAAUUUAAAUUUUAAAUAUCGGUUCAU
Molecule: messenger RNA, 2441 nt
Organism: Danaus plexippus (monarch butterfly)
Lineage: Eukaryota; Metazoa; Arthropoda; Insecta; Lepidoptera; Nymphalidae
Product: bromodomain-containing protein 4
Source: RefSeq, a predicted model, not a curated record